CAUCGCCGCGCGCCGGCAGCCUGAGAGCUCGAAGAUGGCAGCGCGCAAGGGUCGGCGACGCACGUGCGAACCCGGGGAGCCCAUGGAGACCGAGACCCCCGACGCAGGGGUAGAGCGUCGCGCGGAGGUCUACCUGCCCGGUCGGGGGCCACCGCUGCGCGAGGGAGAGGAGCUUGUCAUGGACGAGGAGGCCUACGUGCUGUACCACCGCGCGCAGACUGGCUCCCCAUGUCUCAGCUUUGACAUCGUCCGGGACCACCUGGGAGACAAUCGGACGGAACUGCCCCUGACUCUUUACCUAUGUGCUGGGACCCAGGCGGAGAGCUCCCAGAGCAACAGAUUGAUGAUACUUCGAAUGCACAACCUGCAUGGAACCAAGCGCACACCAUCCGAGGGCAGUGAUGAUGAGGAGGAAGAGGAUGAAGAUGAAGAGGAUGAAGAGGACAGGAAGCCUCAGCUGGAGCUGGCUAUGGUGCCCCAUUAUGGUGGCAUCAACCGAGUCCGGGUCUCGAGUCUGGGCGAGGAGCCGGUGGCGGCGGUGUGGUCGGAGAAAGGCCAGGUAGAGGUGUUCAAGCUGCGGCGGCUCCUGCGGGCAGUGGACGAUGCCCAGUCCAUGGCAGCCUUCCUGCGGGAAGAGCAGGCGCUCACGAAGCCCAUCUUCACCUUCGCCGGCCACAUGGUUGAGGGCUUUGCCCUGGACUGGUCCCCCCGGGUACCUGGCCGCCUGCUGACCGGGGACUGUCAGAAGAAUAUCCACCUCUGGACGCCCACCGACGGGGGCUCCUGGCAUGUAGACCAGAGGCCAUUCGCUGGCCACACGCGCUCCGUGGAGGACCUGCAGUGGUCCCCGACAGAGGACACGGUGUUUGCCUCCUGCUCAGCUGAUGCCUCCAUUCGCAUCUGGGACAUCCGUGCUGCCCCCAGUAAGGCCUGUAUGCUCACCACUGCCACUGCACAUGAUGGUGAUGUCAACGUCAUCAACUGGAGCCGCAGGGAGCCCUUCCUGCUUAGCGGUGGGGAUGACGGUGCUCUCAAGGUGUGGGACCUGCGGCAGUUCAAGUCUGGCUCCCCAGUGGCCACCUUCAAGCAGCACGUGGCCCCCGUGACCUCAGUUGAGUGGCACCCCCAGGACAGUGGGGUGUUCGCUGCCUCGGGGGCAGACAACCAGAUCACACAGUGGGACCUGGCGGUGGAGCGUGACGCAGAGGCGGGCGACGCAGAAACGGACCCGGGCCUGGCCGAGCUGCCCCAGCAGCUGCUCUUCGUGCACCAGGGCGAGACGGACCUCAAGGAGCUGCACUGGCACCCACAGUGCCCCGGAGUGCUGGUCAGCACCGCGCUCUCGGGCUUCACUGUCUUCCGCACCAUCAGCGUCUGACACUGCCCACAGGCUCCCGGAGCCACAGUCCCGUCCUCCAGAUCCAAAACUGCUCCUGGCCGGGUCCAGGACCCAAAGGUUGAAGCGCUUGGACAGCCACACUCUGAGGCCUGGGCAGGUCCAGCUCCGUCCACAGACUUGCUCCCUUGGGCUGGUACCUGGCCCACUGCAGCCACACGGCUGAGUCUGACCAUGGUUCUGUAGAGGUACUGGGUGGCCCCUGUGCCCCAGAUUCGCCAGUACCUGCUGUCAGUGUUUGCUCUUUCCCAGGUGCGCCUGGUGUAACCCUUGACUCAUGUCCAUGGCCACUUGCCCCAGAACACUCCAGUGCCUUCGGUGGUCAGAUAAGCCCUCCAGCAAGGGCUCCUGGCCUU
Molecule: messenger RNA, 1752 nt
Organism: Sorex fumeus (smoky shrew)
Lineage: Eukaryota; Metazoa; Chordata; Mammalia; Eulipotyphla; Soricidae
Gene: GRWD1
Product: glutamate rich WD repeat containing 1
Exons: 7
Coding region: 35-1378 (447 amino acids)
Molecular function (GO): protein binding
Source: RefSeq, a predicted model, not a curated record